GAGCCCAGAGGAACUAGUGGAUAAAGUGCACUGGCACUAUGCCCGGUUGCCCUAGAAGGCUAGAGGAAGAAAAAGAGCGGGAAAGAUUAUCCCAGAAAAUUAUAAGAAAAUUGUUGAUACUAAUCAGAAAAUCGGGAGAAGCAAAAUUUUGUAGGGUUUUCCUCCAAAAACACUCCGUGUGAAUCACAAAACGAAAUUCGAAUCGACAGCCAAGCUCAGAAAUGUUGGCUACACUCAAGAAAUACUUUGGCCAUUCUGGCUUCCGGCCUUAUCAGAAGGAAGUGAUUGAUAAAAUUCUUCAAGGAAGGGACUGUUUGGUUGUCAUGGCCACGGGUAGCGGGAAAUCUUUGUGCUAUCAGGUUCCUCCUUUGGUUGCUGGAAAGACUGGUGUAGUUGUAAGCCCUCUUAUAUCUUUGAUGCAAGACCAGGUCAUGACCUUGAAACAGUUGGGCAUCAAGGCUGAGUAUCUUGGGAGUGCUCAGACUGAUUACUCUGUCCAAGACAAAGCCCAAGAUGGUUAUUUUAACUUGCUGUUCAUCACUCCGGAGAAGGCUUGUUCACUUCCUGUUAGCUUCUGGUCUAAAUUGCUAGAGGCUGGGAUUUGUCUGUUUGCUGUCGAUGAAGCACAUUGCAUUUCUGAGUGGGGCCAUGAUUUCAGGGUGGAUUACAAACAGUUACACAACUUACGUGGCAUACUCUUGGACGUUCCAUUUGUUGGCUUAACUGCAACUGCUACUGAAAAGGUGCGAGCUGACAUAAUUAGUUCCCUGAGUAUGAGAGAUCCUUAUGUUGCUCUUGGGUCUUUUGAUCGUAAAAAUCUCUUCUAUGGCGUCAAAUAUUUCAACCGUGGUCCUUUGUUUGUGGAUGAACUUGUGCAAGAAAUUUCCAAACUCGUUGCUGGUGGUGGCUCAAUUAUCAUAUACUGCACGACAAUUAAAGAUGUUGAGCAGAUUUUCAAGUCACUUACGGAGGCAGGAAUUAAGGCAGGAUCAUAUCAUGGUCAAAUGGGCUAUAAAGCACGGGAGGAGUCCCACAGAUUAUUUGUAAGGGAUGAACUGGAAGUCAUGGUGGCCACUGUUGCUUUUGGCAUGGGAAUUGAUAAGCCGAACAUCAGGCAUGUGAUUCACUAUGGUUGUCCAAAGAGCCUAGAGUCUUAUUAUCAGGAAAGUGGACGUUGUGGUCGAGAUGGCAUAGCUUCUGUCUGCUGGCUUUAUUAUACGAGAAGCGACUUUGCAAAAGCUGACUUCUAUUGUGGUGACAUUCAAUCAGAAAAUCAAAGAAGAGCAAUCAUGGAGUCGUUGAUGGCUGCGCAGCACUAUUGCGUACUGACAACUUGCAGAAGAAAGUUCUUACUUUCUCACUUUGGGGAAGCAUAUUCGACUUCCGGAUGUGGAAAUUGUGAUAACUGCAUGGCCCCAAGGAAGGAGCAUGAUUUUUCUAGAGAAGCUUUACUGUUAAUGACUUGUAUUCAAUCUUGUAAGGGUGAUCGGGGACUGAAUAUGCCAAUAGAUGUUCUCCGUGGUUCUCGGUCAAAAAAGAUCCUCGAUGCUCACUUUGACAAGCUUCCUCUUCAUGGGCUUGGAAAGGAUCACUCAUCAAAUUGGUGGAAAGAGUUGGCUUACCAAUUAAUUUCCCAUGGUUAUUUGGUGGAGACCUUUAAAGAUCUAUAUAGAACUGUAAGUGUUAGUUCAAAAGGACAGCAGUACCUUAGUUCUGCAAGGCCUGAUCAUCAACCGCCAUUAGUCUUGACAAUGACCAGUGAGAUGAUAAAGGACAGAGAAUUUCAAAGCACAUCGAGUGAAGUGGGAGAGUUUAAGAGUUUAGCUACUCCUGAAUGUGAUGGAUUUUCAAAGGCUGAGUCACAACUCUAUCAUAUGCUGUUACAAGAGCGAAUGAAGCUUGCAAGAGGCAUCGGAACUGCUCCAUAUGCUAUAUGUGGUGAUCAAACAAUAAAAAAGAUUGCAUUGGUAAGGCCAUCCACCAAAGCAAGGUUAGCUAACAUUGAUGGUGUCAAUCAGCACCUUGUUAUGAAACACGGGGAUCAUCUUCUUCAAGUUGUUCGGCAUCUCUCGCAAGUUCUGAACCUUUCCUUAGAUGGGGAAGUAAGCACGCAGGAUGCUGUUGCGAGCAAUGUGGAUCCAGUACCCAAAAAUAAGAAAAAAUUGAUCCCGGCAAAAUUAGAAGCUUGGAGAAUGUGGCAUAAAGAUGGCCUAUCAUUUGAACAAAUCGCUAAAUUACCUGGUAGAACAGCUCCUAUAAAGGAACAAACUGUUAUGGAGUAUCUUCUGGAGUAUCUUGUGGAGGCUGCUCAAGAAGGACUAGAGAAGGAAUGGAUGAGAUACUGUAAGGAGAUUGGAUUGACGGGUGAGGUGAUCUCAGAUAUCCAGAGUGCCAUCUCAAAAGUUGGCUCUGCUGAUAAACUGAAACCUAUUAAAAAUGAACUACCAGAAGAUAUAAGUUAUGCGCACAUUAAGGCUUGCCUGGCAAUGCAAAGCUUUAAGGUCUCUCCAGAGGUGAUUCAACAUGGUUGCCAUGGAAUUAGUAGAGCUGAUGAACUUACGAGUGAAGUAAGCCCCAUAAAAGAAUCUCAGAAGCUAGAAAAAUCAGUUGAUGGUACUGCUGCUUCUUGUUUCUUAGACGAUAACAAGGGUACAUCCUCAGAUACCAGUAUUCAUGAAGUAGAGAUUCUCAAUGUCCAUAAAGAACUUCUCUCCCCAGUGAAACGACAAAGAGUUGAUGUACCCACAAUUUUGACUCCCCUUGAGGCAACAGAGAGCUCAUUACUAAACUGGCUCGAGAAUUAUGAGGAAGGAGUUCCACUGUCUGAUAUAUUAGAGCACUUUGGAGGAUCGAAAGAGGGAUCUGUUAUACAUCUCCUGACUGGCCUCGAAGCCGACUUUAUGGUUUUUAAGAAGAAUGGUAUGUACAGGCUUAUGUAAACAAUAUGACAUUGGCAUGAGAGCAGCACUCCGUAAAUUUUUCCUUAGGUCACUUCUUUCUGAGUUUGAAUGACUGAUGUGCUGCUGCUAUUCACCAAUGGCUUGGUGAUGGAAACAUGUUUUGUUAGACCAAUUGUGGUGGAUUGAUCACAGAAUCCGACUAAUGGGAAGUAUGACCUAUUGUGUAGUU
Molecule: messenger RNA, 3129 nt
Organism: Tripterygium wilfordii
Lineage: Eukaryota; Viridiplantae; Streptophyta; Magnoliopsida; Celastrales; Celastraceae
Product: ATP-dependent DNA helicase RecQ-like
Exons: 20
Coding region: 222-2939 (905 amino acids)
Biological process (GO): double-strand break repair via homologous recombination; DNA replication
Cellular component (GO): nucleus; cytoplasm; chromosome
Molecular function (GO): ATP binding; nucleic acid binding; four-way junction helicase activity
Source: RefSeq, a predicted model, not a curated record